AUGCUCAUAUUUGCCCUGCUUGGUCUUUUCUUUUCGGGUCUGGAGCUUGAUCGCGUAUCGACCUGGCCUGCCUUUGUCAAGGUGGACAAGUUUCUGAUCCUGGUGCCGAUCUUAUUCAAUCUCAAAGGUAAUCUGGAGAUGAACCUAUCGAUGCGCAUGACGACGGCUGUACGUUGUGACGCACUGACGCAGGCCAAUAUGGGUGAGCUAGACAACUACCGCACGCGUCGUGCACUCGUGACAGGCAACAUGGCCCUGCUCCAGGUGCAGUCGCUGAUUGUGUCUUGUGCGGCAGGUAUUCUCUCGUUUGAGCUGGGGCACCAUGACCGCAGCGAGUCGAACGACAUGGCACGCCGCGGUCCUGUGCAUUCGACCAAGCCUGUCAUGGACAAGGCGCUGCGACUACGGGAUGGGUACUUUGAAUUUGCGCUGGUACUUUCCGUGGCGCAGUUUACGGCGUCGAUUUCGUCGGCGUUCCAGGGCGCCUUCGUAUGUGCAUGCACGAUAUGGGCUCGGUACUUUGGACUUAACCCCGAUAAUAUCGUCGUGCCACUCGCAGGAUCGUUCGGCGACCUUGUAACCAUGACAUGCCUGAGUCUCUGUGGUUCUGCUUUCGUGUUCUUCGAGGGCACGGGGUUUGCAACUGCCCUCUUUGUCGUACUGAUACUGGCCUCUUUGGUCUUUGCAGUUAUGACCGCACGCAACGCCUAUGUGCAUGAGCUUCUAGGCUCCGGUUGGCUGUCUCUUUUUGCAGCGGCCGCCCUCAGCUCGCUGGCUGGGCUUGUGCUAGAAAGAAAUGCAGGACGAUACCAUGGAUACCCCCUCCUCGCGCCGGUCAUCGCGGGCAUCCCGGGCAUCACAGCGGCCGUGCAUGCGUCGCGACUGACCUCGGCCCUGCAUUCCAAGCACUUCGUGGCACGCACACGGCCCUCGCACGGUGCCGGCUACAUACCCGUGGACGCGCAGGCAGCUGAGGCAUCCCCACCGAUGAGCUGGCGCCAGCAACUACUCGAGUCGCUGCAGCCCCAAGUGCUCGAAUGGGACUCUCCCAUCGUGCUCCUGUUCCAUGCGGUCGUUGUCCAGGCACUCUUUGUCUUGGCACUGCAUCUGAGCGGGACACUCAUUAUUGACUGGGCAUUUUCGGUGGCGCUCAUCACCGUCUGCAUCCUCCUCGCAGCAGGAGCACUGGCACUCGCCCAUACCUUGUGUCUCUUCUUGUGGUACUGGGAUUAUGACCCCGAUACAACCUGUCUUCCCAUCACGUCCGCUCUGGUGGAUGCCAUGGCUCAGGUGUGCUUACAGGGUGCCUUUGCCGCCACUCAAAAAAUCACCUGA
This is a messenger RNA of Malassezia sympodialis ATCC 42132, 1335 nucleotides long. RefSeq names its product SLC41A family transporter. Gene Ontology annotation, biological process: monoatomic cation transport. Gene Ontology annotation, molecular function: monoatomic cation transmembrane transporter activity. Lineage: Eukaryota; Fungi; Basidiomycota; Malasseziomycetes; Malasseziales; Malasseziaceae. The record is from RefSeq and is a predicted model, not a curated record. Gene Ontology annotation, cellular component: plasma membrane.